Molecule: messenger RNA, 720 nt
Organism: Coccomyxa subellipsoidea C-169
Lineage: Eukaryota; Viridiplantae; Chlorophyta; Trebouxiophyceae; Coccomyxaceae
Exons: 7
Coding region: 1-720 (239 amino acids)
Source: RefSeq, a predicted model, not a curated record
AUGGCGCUUCCUUUGCAAGUCAUUGCAGACAUUUCACAGGUGAAAAUCCACACAGUACUUGAUCUGCGGGACACGCCGAAUGGCAAGGGUUCAAGCUGCUCUUUCCAGGUGAUCAUCAACCAGUACGACCACACUCUUGUUGUGGAGUCCAUCCUAUACCACCAGACAGAGGUUCCCAAGCUGAGGCGGCCGCUGUUGGUAGACCCAGAACACAGCAUCCCUCGCACGGCUGAGGUCCUGUUCAGCCGCGAUGCCAGCGGCCGCCGCGCACUCGUCUUCGGCGCCUUUGCAGAGGACGCGCUCUACUACAACACCUUCGUGGAGAUCCACAUACAGAGGGUGGUGCCUCAGGGGGACCGAAUCCUGGUGGACACAGAGCAGUUCUUCACGCCCUUCUUCUGGCCCAGCUUCCUGCACCCGCUGGUCUGGUACAACCACAUCCUCAUCUCCACCAAGGACAACCCGGCCGGUGGCAAGUUGAUCACCCGACUGGACAACCACAUCAUCGUCCUGGAGCCAUUUCUCAGGUACAACCUUGGACCGCUCAGCUGGGCCUACGAGCGCAUGCGCAUCGUCAAUGGGAAGGUGUUUGGCUACGCGGGGCGUUCCCUGCACCGCAUCCUGGAGUGGUACCACAGCAACCAGGUGGCUGACAGAGUGGCUGCACAUGUGCCCAAUGUCAACGGCUUCCUCACCAGUCCCUCCAAGAUGGCCAAUUGA